Messenger RNA from Pomacea canaliculata, 4618 nucleotides. Its product is annotated as gamma-aminobutyric acid receptor-associated protein-like 2. Gene Ontology annotation, molecular function: ubiquitin protein ligase binding. Gene Ontology annotation, cellular component: cytosol; autophagosome membrane; autophagosome. Bases 233 to 586 code for a protein of 117 amino acids. Gene Ontology annotation, biological process: autophagy of mitochondrion; cellular response to nitrogen starvation; macroautophagy. Lineage: Eukaryota; Metazoa; Mollusca; Gastropoda; Architaenioglossa; Ampullariidae. The transcript has 5 exons. The record is from RefSeq and is a predicted model, not a curated record.
GUUAGCGAUUGUGUCCCCUUAAUGGCUCUCUCCUGACAGCAACAUCAUGUUUUAAAUAAUUUUACAGUUUUAUUUUUGUUUGUUAGAGGGCUUGUCAUUACGGAGGCGUCACCUGAGUAUGUGUGUUGGUGAUCUCACCAUCGCAAGAAUCAACAGACAGCUUGAGGAAAUUAAAAGUUUGUGGUCGUUCCUUGACUGAGCAGACGCAGCAGAUUACCAGUAAUUAAUCGCCAUGAAGUUCAAAUUCAAGGAGCAGCAUACUAUAGAACAGAGAAAGUCAGAGUCAACCAAGAUUAGAACAAAAUAUCCUGAACGAAUACCAGUCAUCGUAGAGAAAGAUCCGAAGUCACAGAUACAAAGUAUUGACAAGCGCAAGUUUCUUGUGCCAUCUGACAUAUCGGUCGCUCAGUUCAUGUGGAUAAUCCGCAAGCGCAUACAGUUGCCCUCUGAAAAAGCUAUCUUUCUUUUUGUGGGCAAAGUAUUACCUCAGUCUAGUGCCAGCAUGGGCCAAGUUUAUGAAGAGCAUAAGGAUGAGGAUGGCUUCCUUUAUAUAGCCUACAGUGGCGAAAACACGUUUGGCUCCUAGGUGAUGCAGAUUUCUACUUCCCCUUUUAGUCCGAUGUUUUUACAACCCAGUGAAACUUGCUGUGUUUAUGGAUUCGCUACAUUGGAUUUUAUCAUCAAACAAUCAUCUCUAGGAAGUGGCUUCAUGUGGUAGAUUCCCAGGAUUUAGCCAGCCCUCAACUGUUUCUCUUCUGCAGAACUGUGUGAAACACCCGCCCUUCUGUGGCAGAGGGUGGACAACAAUGUGGUUUUCAGCCAAGUAACAUGAUGUGUUUUGCAAAAUUACUGGUGACACUUCCUCAUGCGUGCAUGUAAUUUAGAGGGCAUGAAUGAAAAGACUUGCACAACCAAAAAAACCCUGUGUCUGUUGUUGCCGGUUUCAUUCUUAACCUAUUAUGUUUUCAAUGUUGGUUGUGUUUUAUGCCAUUAAUAAUCAACUGCUAGCAUGGGUACUUCAGCUGUUUAUAAGAGAACAAGAAAAAAUUUAGCUACAUUUGGUAACAUCAAGUCUGGUCUUUACCAUGCUAGCCAGUUGGAGGCAAAAAGUCAGUUUUUAGUUGGCAUCAAGAUUCUGCUGUUAUGGAGGCAAAUAUAUCAGGAUCAUGUAUAAUGCACAUUUUGCCAAAUAUGUGUCUACUCUUUAUUCUAAGUCAAAGCUUGGCCACUUUCCUAUUAUUGUAAGGGCACAAAAAAACUUUUUUUUCUGAAAUGAGAAGCCAGGGGUUAAUUCUGACAUAACUUCAAGAAUAACCUUUGAUUUAAUCAGUAAAUGGGUUCUCAUUACCCAGUCUGUACUUCAUCGUGUCACAUCAUCAAAGUUUAUCUUUUUUUUUUUAAUCCAAGACAAACUGUGUUUUGGCUGCUGAUUUUCUAGAAUUAUUGCAUUCCUUUGUAGAAAUGAUAUUUUGAAGUAUUUUGAAUGUCUUUUUUAGAAGACAGGCAAUAUAUUUUGCUUUUUUUCUAUUGCAUGCAUUGUUAUUCUGCUUAAUUACUGACAACUACAGGGAACAAACCUUCAAAAGAAAAGGUCUGACUGUGAUCAAAGGAUGGAAGUAACAGUGAAACUUACAAUGAUGGAGAGUCUGUCUGUCUCAGUCCUGCUACUCCUAUAUGUAGACUGAUGACAUCAUAAUGAUAAUUGUUUUUAAAUGCAUUCUUACUGUAACAUUUUAUGAAGCUUUUGUAUGUGUGUGUGUGGUACAACGACAAAACAAGAACAUGCAUUAAACAGUUCAAAAUAGGCAUAAAAGAGUUACUUACAAUCACCAUUAGCAUAUUAAUAUGAAAUAUGUAGGGCAGAAUUGUGUGAAGUGGAGAUGGAGAGAGUUUCUGCUGUGAAAGAUAUUUGUGCUUAAAAAAAAAAAGAGAAAGAAGGACUUCAAUACGUUCAGUACAAACUCCUUACAGUAGAAUUUCAAAGGUUGAUAUUUCUUUGAAAAAAAAAAGAAUUUGUUUGGUAUUUUGGUGCAACCUACAUCUUCCUGUAGUACAGAAUAAUUUAAUACCAUGAAAACAUUUUCAGGAGCAUUUUGCAAAUGGUUAGCUUAUAGGACAAUUUGUUAUCUUAGUGUAUCCUAGCAUACUGCAUAAGAGCACAUUUUUUGGAACUCCAACUUUCAAAAGGGUUUUGAAUGUCAUCAACAGGACUAAUGAGUAUACAGUGUCAUCUUGAUAAAACAUAUGCCUUUGCUAAAGAUACAAACAAAAUAUUUGUUGACUGAGGAUUAAGAACUUGCUGUAAAAUCUUGUAUUUUAAGUGUCAGUAACAUCUGACAUAGAAGUUAAAGGCAGUUCCAUUUAACAUAGUCCAAAUAACAAGUAUAUUCCAAAUGUAGUAGCAAGAAGUGUGGAAUUUUGUCUGUAACCAUAUAGAGAAAGUCCGGUUCAGUUUAUUUCAUUCCAGUACAGCUCAAAGAUCAGUGUUUUGCAAAGAACCAAAACAGUGCUACACUUUGCAUUUGCAUCAUGAUUUAUGCAUAAAUCAGCUGUUUUAGCAUGGACCAAAACCUUCCAACACAUUCCUUCCAUCUGAUCAUGACUGGGAAGAAAUUGUUAGCAUUGUUGAUUUAUCUGUAAAUAAAACAGAGGUAAAGGAAUGGACAGUUUAAAAGUUUUGUUACAAUUCUUUAUGACUCCAAGAGUUGGACAACCAUGGUACUGUGUAUAAUCAUUUUCAUCGGGUGCAAUUGUCUUCUUUUAAAUGAACAGUAUUCAUUUCGAUUAAACAGAUUACUGUGCAAGUGACAUUUUGGAAUGCAUGAUGGAAUUAUGUGUUAUUUUAAACUAAUAUGUUUCUAUAUAUAUAUAUCCAUUAUAUUCCUUGGAAUCAAACAGAUGAUAUUCAUUCCCCUGGUGAUCCUGUUGCUGCACCCUCAGAGUAAACAGUAUUUCUCUACCAUUUCAUUUUGGUUUAGUGGAGAUGACAUCCCUUGCUAUUAAGGUCAUUUACUCAUGACAUUGUUGCCACUUUGUUUUCAGUCCAAGAAUGCUUGACUUGUCACCAGUGUAGCAUAUGCCAAUGUGAGUGUGGGUCUUGCAGGAGGGUUUUCCUAAAGAUGUUUGCAAAGAGUACCGAAAAGUGGCUGAAGUGUCAUUGUAAAUGAUCAGGCUGUAACAGUAGUGCUGGUUUGUGUGAGAAAUUGUACAUCUCUUGGUCUAAAGAUAGUAACCUACAGGAUGUCAUCCCCAAUCAACUCUCUGGAUUUUUAUUUUUCAUUAUAGAAAGAUAUAUUAACAUUCUGGCAAGCCACUCCAAAACUAGUGCUAUGGGUAACAAAACCCUAAACCAGGGGUGGGCAAUUAAUUUUCCCAAGGGGCCGCAUGAGAAACUGGGAUGGUUCUAGAGGGCCGGACUAAUAUAGUUACCUCAGUUUUACCCAAUACUGUAUACAUAGUAUAUAUACUGGCAGGCGGGCCAGCGGGCGGGCCGGUCAGAGACAGGAGGUGGGCCGGAUCCGGCCCGUGGGCCAGCAUUUGCCCAGGUCUGCCCUAAACAGUGGUAAAAAUACAUCAUCAUCAUUGCACAUGCAACAGUCCUACAUAGAAAUUCUCUCUCAAGUUCAACACCAGUUUCCAAGCUUGCACAGAGAUACUAGAAGUUUUAUUUUAGUUUUUCAAACAAAACAAAGGAGGCAAGUUGGCGUGUUUACCUCCAUUUUCAUCACUAUAAUCUUUUGCUUUUUGUUCUGAUUCGUUUAAUUCUGUUUCUAAAUACAGUCAAUGAGGAAAUGGUGCAUAAGAUGAAAGCAGCUAUUUAUGUUACAGCCAGACAUGCUGCGUCUAGUGUACAUGUUCAUUUUUAUCUCCGUUCAGGGUGAAAGAAUAACAUGAAAGUCAAAGUUUUGUUAUAUUGUUUGAUAAAUAGAGUGAAUUAUUACCAUGUUGAGAAUCUUGUUCCGGAAAGACAAAGUGCUGUGCAUGAAAAAUUCUGUUUGUAAACUGUGAUGAAAAUAAACUGGAUAACAGCUUCAAGUUUUUUUUAAUUAUGUCUUGUAAUUAUGUGUUAUUUACUUUGUUUAUUGGUUCCUGUAGACUCACCAAGCAUAUAUUUCUGCUGCUGUCAUUGGCAUUUAAAUGCAUGUUGCUUAGAUUUGUCUUAUUAUUUAUGGAAGGAGCAUAAUUCGCAAGAUUUUGGGUAAAUGAUGCUUUUGGUAAAUUUGUACAAUUAAGUAUUAAGCCUGACCACAUACUUAGACGCCCUUUGUCUCAAGCUGUUGUAGUUAACAGUUGUAUUGCGACACAAAGGUUUUUUUGUUUGAAACUUGUAUUCUCAGAGAAUGACUUCAAGAAAUGACCUGUUUGUUUUUCCAGUCAUUCCAAGCUUUAUAACAUACUGUAUUGACUGUGGUCUUCAUACUCUGCAAAUUGUUCUCAUUAAUGAUGAUUCUGUUGAUUCAUUCAGUGAGCUUUGUUCAGCAUGUGUUCACAUGAAAUCGUGCUUGGAGAUUGUAAUAAAAUCAUCCAGCCCUUCAAUGGAUUUUGUGGUCCGAAUCUGGAUUUGAAGCAUUGUUUGUCAAAGGGAUGGGAACAGUAUAACAUUAAAAUAUGAACCUAA